Messenger RNA from Beta vulgaris subsp. vulgaris (sugar beet), 1518 nucleotides. Its product is annotated as F-box/FBD/LRR-repeat protein At1g13570. Gene Ontology annotation, molecular function: protein binding. The record is from RefSeq and is a predicted model, not a curated record. The coding region runs from base 167 to 1435 and encodes 422 amino acids. The transcript has 4 exons. Lineage: Eukaryota; Viridiplantae; Streptophyta; Magnoliopsida; Caryophyllales; Amaranthaceae.
GAUCAUCCAGCUUGUUUCUGCAUUGCCUUCAUCAAUUUCAGCAAAUAUAACUCACCAACUUAUACCAUACCCAGGAACUCCAAAAUCUGUAACUGCUAAAAGACUAAAGUUCUUUUUAAUUUACCCAUUUAAUUGGACUCUUGUGAAAAUUGCAUCAGUGUGUUAUAUGGAUAAUGAAAGAGCCCGUGAUUUACUCAGUGAUCUGCCCUUGAGCAUCAGUGAGAUUAUUCUGACUAUGUUACCUAUAAGAGAUGCUGUUAGAAUGAGCACACUAUCAACCAAAUGGAGGUAUAGAUGGGCAAGCCUUCCACAGCUUAUAUUCUGUGAAAAUUGUGUCAGUCCAUCAUCAGACAAGUCGGUACUCGAAAAGAGGCUUAUAAAAUUUAUUACCCAUGCUCUUCUACUCCACAAUGGCCCUAUCCAUAAGUUCAAGAUAUGUACUUCACUUCUGCAAAGUUGCCCGGAUAUUGAUCAGUGGCUACUUGUACUCUCAAGGAAUGAUGUUAGGGAGCUUACUCUCGAAUUAGGUGAUGGCGAGUGGUUUAGGGUGCCAUCUUGUCUGUUUUCUUUCAAUAAGUUGACUCUUUUGGAGCUUUGUCGAUGUGAAUUGGAUCUCCCUCUUGGCUUCAAAGGGUUCUUGUGUUUGCGGACCUUGACUCUUAAUCAAGUUUUGGUGUCACCUGAAGCAAUCGAGAGUCUGAUCACUAACUGUCCUCUUCUUGAGAGUUUAACAUUGUCAUACUAUGAUGGUUUGGAUUUGAAUAUAUGUGCUCCUAAUCUCAAGUACUUGUGCUUGGAAGGUGAAUUCAAAGAAAUAUGCCUAGAUGAUAACCCAAUGUUGGAAGUAGUUUCUGUCACUUUAUACAUGAAUACAGAUGAAAUUCAUGAGCAUUUUGAGCACAGCUCAGGUUGCAAUUUUGUCAAGUUUCUCGGUGGCGUACCUAAUCUUGAAAAGCUUAUCGGACAUGUAUACUUUACGAAGUAUUUAAGCAUAGGCAUUGAGCAGUGGACACCAUCAUUAACUUACAAUCAUCUAAAGAUCCUUGAAUUAUACCAAGUAAGCUUUGAAGACUUGAAAGAGUUGCAGGUUGUUCUUCGCUUGAUCACAAACUCCCCAAAUUUGCAGGAGCUUCAGAUCUCUGGAUCUUCAAACACAAAUGCCACACUGGAAGCACCUACCUUUGACUUCUGGUGGAUGGAUUGUCCUUCAGAUUGCACAUUUAAACAAUUGAAAAUCGUGAAGAUGACAGAUAUGUGUGGGGUGUCCCAGGAAAUGGAGUUAAUAAAGUUUUUACUAGCGAAUUCACCAGCUUUAGAAAAAAUGAGGAUAGUGCCCUGUAUAUAUGUUACAGAGUUGAAAGUGGAUAUGCUGGUAGAAUUGGUGAGAUAUCGUCGGGCCUCUCCUACAGCUGAAAUUCUGUUCAUCCAGGAAUGAAUAUUGUGAUUUUUGCAUUGUAAGAAUUCAUCCUCUUGCAAAGAUAGGAACCCACUCGGUGAUAGUGAAACCAUUCUUUCCUA